Molecule: messenger RNA, 38035 nt
Organism: Coregonus sp. 'balchen'
Lineage: Eukaryota; Metazoa; Chordata; Actinopteri; Salmoniformes; Salmonidae
Source: the annotation of a GenBank genome assembly
AUGGUGUGUGUGACUCCAUUGGCCCUCUGUCUGAAUGAAGUGGCUGCACUCAGCAGUAUGGCUCUCUGUGUUUGACCAGUGACGCUGUCCCCUCAAUCAAAGGGGCAUUGUGCCCUAAGGCCUGGACAAAGGCUGGGGGAUAGAGCUGAAGGAUGGGGCUGGGGCGCAGAGAGUGGCAGACCUGGGCCCUAUCAGGGACUAUUUGUUUUGGGGGGUGGGAGGUUAUCUAGGGUGAGUAGGGGAGGGAUCUAUUUUACCCCCUGUCCAUAGCUCUUCCUGUGUCUGGAGGGAGCUAUGGGGUACAUGCCAAAAACAUGUGGCUCUCAUUUCUGCCCUAGUUUCAAUUGUCUAAGCAUUAGGUGCUUCACCUCCUGGAAACUCUCUCUCAACCUGUUUCAACUCCCCCAAAGUUGGUAGUCAUGGAUUCUAAUUCUCUUGCUCACUGUCUGUUUCACUCCUUUUAUUUUUCUUGUUUUUUAAUCUCCAAUCAAAAAAAUGGGAUCCUUCACCAGAUGUAUACUGAACAUUAAUAUAAACGCAACAAUUUCAAAGAUUCUACUGAGUUACAGUAUAUAUAAGGUAAUCAGUCAAUUUAAAUAAAUUCAUUAGGGCCUAAUCUAUGGAUUUCACAUGACUGGGAAUACAGAUAUGCAUCUGUUGGUCACAUAUACCUUAAAAAAAAAAAAAAGUUAUGUGCAUGGAUCAGAACCAGUCAGUAUCUGGUGUGACCACCAUUUGCCCAUGCAGCGCGACACAUCUCCUCCGCAUAGAGUUGAUUAGGCUGUUGAUUAUGAUCUGUGGAAUGUUGUCUCACUCCUCUUCAAUGGCUGUGCGAAGUUGCUGGAUAUUGGCGGGAACUGGAACACGCUAUCGAUCCAGAGCAUCCCAAACAUGCUCAAUAGGUGACAUGUCUGGUGAGUGUGCAGGCCAUGGAAGAACUGGGACAUUUUCAGCUUCCAGAAAUUGUGUACAGAUCCUUGCGACAUGGGGCCGUGCAUUAUCAUGUUGAAACAUGAGGUGAUGGCGGCAGAUGAAUGGCACGACAAUGGGCGUCAGGAUCUCGUCACGGUAUCUCUGUGCAUUCACAUUGCCAUCGAUAAAAUGCAUUUGUGUUCGUUGUCUGUAGCUUAUGCCUGCCCAUACCAUAACUCCACCGCCACCAUGGGGCACUCUGUUCACAACGUUGACAUCAGCAAACCGCUCGCCCACACAACGCCAUACACGUGGUUUGCGGUUGUGAGGCUGGUUGGACGUACUGCCAAAUUCUCUAAAACAACGUUGGAGGCAGCUUAUGGUAGAGAAAUGAACAUUCAAUUCUCUGGCAACAGCUCUGGUGAACAUUCCUGCAGUCAGCAUGCCAAUUGCACGCUCCUUCAAAACUUGGGACAUCUGUGGCAUUGUGUUGUGACAAAACUGCACAUUUUAGAGUGGCCUUUUAUUGUCCCCAGCACAAGGUGCACCUGUGUAAUGAUCAUGCUGUUUAAUCAGCUUCUUGAUAUGCCACACCUGUCAGGUGGAUGGAUUAUCUUGGUAAAAGAGAAAUGCUCACUAACAGGGAUGUAACCAAAUUUGUGCACAAAAUCUGAGUGAAAAAAGCUUUUUGUGCAUAUGGAACAUUUCUGGGAUCUUUUAUUUCAGCUCAUGAAACAUGGGACCAACACUUUACAUGUUGCCUUUAUAUUUUUGAUCAGUGUAUAUUUAAAAGAUCAAAAACACCAAUUCUAAGAAUAAUCAUUGCAAUAAGCUGCUUUAGCUACAUCUUUGCGUAUUUGGGAAGGCAGGUAGUUUAGUGGUUAAGAUCAUUGUGCCAGUAACCGAAAUGUCGUUGGUUCUAAUCCCACGAGCCGACUAGGUGAAAAAUCUGUCGACGUGCCCUUGAGCAAGGCACUUAACCCUAAUUGCUCCUGUAAGUCGCUCUGGAUAAGAGCGUCUGCUAAAUGACUAAAAUGUAAUGUACUGUAGCCUAUGUAGACAAAUGUGAAGCCACAGGCUAGUGGUCUGCAUCUACUGACCUUAUACAUUCAGCAUCUGCAAUCUCCCAGAGGGAGUGUGAAGAUUUACAGCCUCAUGGAACAGUGUGUGUGUGUGUGUGUGUGUUGGUUUUAUUAUCCUUGUGGGGACAUUUCUCUGGUCCCCACAAGAAGAAAGGCUAUUUAGGGUUAGAAUUAGGCUUAGGGAUUUGUGGUUAAUGUUAAGGGUUGGGGUUAGGGAAAUAGGAUUUUUUGUGGGAAUCAAUUGUUUGGUCCCCACAAGGAUAGUAAAAUAAAUGUGUGUGUUACUCCAUCGCACUGCUCUCUUAAUGACCCAGCUGCCACAGGACACGUUGUCGUUCUUACGCUGUUACACUUCCUAGUCUUCCGACGUAUUCACUCAGCUAUUUCUAAUGGGAAUGUGAGAUAACAAGUUUCCAAGACACCUGACCGACUGCCAUUUUACCACUCUGUGUCACUGUCAGUGACGUUGACCACUACGGAAUGUCCUGGAGCCUGCUUACAAAAGUUAUUUUAAACCUGAUGAGUUAAAUUGUAACUAUCAGAUCAAAUUUUAUUGGUCACAUACACGUGUUUAGCCGAUGUUAUUACGGGUGUAGCGAAAUGCUUGUUUCUAGCUCCGACAGUGCAGUAAUAUCUAACAAGUAAUAUCUAACGAUUUCACAACAUAUACACACAAAUCUAAGUAAAGCAAUGGCAUUAAGAAUAUAUAAAUAAAUAUAUGGACGAGCAAUGUCAGCGCGGAAUAGACUAAGAUAUAGUAUAGAAUACAGUAUAUACAUAUGAGAUGAGUAAUGCAAGAUAUGUAAACAUUAUUAAAGUGACUAGUGUUCCAUUUAUUAAAUUGCACCGUUCCACUCUAGAUUAGUUUUAACUCAAGGAUGUAUACCACUCCUCUGACUGAAUUUAAAUUUAAGUUGUGCCAUGCUUUCCACCAGCAUCAAUGUACUGAACCAUAAAGCAUUGUUGUAGUUUGAAAUACUUUAGUUGAAAUUCGACACAUUCCAUUAACUGCGACGUGUGUGCGGAUGUGCAUGUUCUAUUUUUAAACACUCAAUUCAUCCUCAGUUGGCGUUGUAGUAAUCGGUCACAGGGAACUGUUUUUCAAAUUGAGGAAUGAAGAUGACACGAUUUAGUAAUUACUCCAGCAGUUAGCUCCCCUGACUGGAGAAAACACUCUGAAUGCGUGUCUGUUUUGUUUGCAUCCCCUCUGCCUCCAACUAAAUCUACCAAGACUUGUAUUUUCUAAACAAGGCAACAUGUACUGGAGUCUCCAGAGACACUGGAUGCAUUCAUAAUUCAACCCGCUCCUUUUGUCUUUUCCUCCUGUCCCCCACUGGCUGUUGUCUGUUGUCUGUGGUUCCCAUGGAGGUGUUAUCAGGCUCCCUGGACUGGCCUGGGAUGCUGCCUAUCAGCCCGUCUCCAGAGACUGCAUCUGCCUCCCCGUCCUGUCGCCAGCACACGGCACACACUGUCCCUAAGAAGUGUGUGUGUGUGUCCAAUGAGAGCACAGGGGAGUGGGGAGGAGGGACUUGAGAGGGGGCACUGUUAUCUGACUGUCCAGGGUGCUUAGAUAAAUUAACUCCCAUCUUCAAGGGAUGGCAAAAGGAGAGGGGGAUGGAGGGAAGGAGAGUGGAUGGAGAGAAGGUGGGUAGUUGGUGGUGGGGGUGGUAGUAGUGUUUUAUCUCCAGACCAGAGACCGAGGCUUAGACAAGCAGCAGUUGUUGAAAGUCUACAGCUCUGACACCUUGUAAGAUUAUAAUGCAGAGCAGUUUACAGUGAGGGAAAAAAGUAUUUGAUCCCCUGCUGAUUUUGUACGACUGCCCACUGACAAAGAAAUGAUCAGUCUAUAAUUUUAAUGGUAGGUUUAUUUGAACAGUGAGAGACAGAAUAACAACAAAUAAAUCCAGAAAAAUGCAUGUCAAAAAUGUUAUAAAUUGAUUUGCAUUUUAUAAUAAUAAUAUGCCAUUUAGCAGACGCUUUUAUCCAAAGCGACUUACAGUCAUGCGUGCCUACAUUUUCUGUGUAUGGGUGGUCCCGGGGAUCGAACCCACAACCUUGGCAUUACAAGCGCCAUGCUCUACCAGCUGAGCUACAGGGAAGUAAGUAUUUGACCCCCUCUCAAUCAGAAAGAUUUCUGGCUCCCAGGUGUCUUUUAUACAGGUAACGAGCUGAGAUUAGGAGCACACUCUUAAAGGGAGUGAUCCUAAUCUCAGCUUGUUACCUGUAUAAAAAGACACCUGUCCACAGAAGCAAUCAAUCAAUCAGAUUCCAAACUCUCCACCAUGGCCAAGACCAAAGAGCUCUCCAAGGAUGUCAGGGACAAGAUUGUAGACCUACACAAGGCUGGAAUGGGCUACAAGACCAUCGCCAAGCAGCUUGGUGAGAAGGUGACAAGUUGGUGGAUAUCGCAAAUGGAAGAAACACAAAAGAACUGUAAAUCUGCCUCGGCCUGGAGCUCCAUGCAAGAUCUCACCUUGUGGAGUUGCAAUGAUCAUGAGAAUGUGUGCAAACCUGGUGGCCAACUACAAGAAACGUCUGACCUCUGUGAUUGCCAACAGGGGUUUUGCCACCAAGUACUAAGUCAUGUUUUGCAGAGGGGUCAAAUACUUAUUUCCCUCAUUAAAAUGCAAAUCAAUUUAUAACAUAUUUGACAUGUGUUUUUCUGGAUUUUUUUGUUGUUAUUCUGUCUCUCACUGUUCAAAUAAACCUACCAUUAACAUUAUAGACUGAUCAUGUCUUUGUCAGUGGGCAAACGUACAAAAUCAGCAGGGGAUCAAAUACUUAUACGUUUCCCUCACUGUAUAAAUAAGCAGCUAUUCCUCCCAAGGCCAUGGUCUUAGGGAGUCAAUGGAAUAAGGAGUCUCUCACCUUUUGAUUACUGGACCAUUUAAGUGUUUGUGUGUGAGUGGGUGAGGCUAGAGGCAUCUUGUACUUUUCACUGCUUAUUUACUUAUUUACAUUAUCCAAGUCUGAUUAGCAUAUUACCUCUUAACAAGAAAAACUGCAAAUGUAUUCUUAAGUGAAGUAGGCUACUUGCGGCUGUGCCCUUUAACAGCUCUGAGCUGAAGUGGCCCUGCUACUACUUUAUUAGCUACUACCACUAGGCCUUCACUACUACACACACACCUAUUUCUCAGGGCAGCAGAGACAGGCUGUUGGUAGUAAUAAUUCCAGGCUCCUUGGUAAGGCAGGUCAAGGUUGUCACAGCUGAGGUCAGUGUCAUGAUGAUGUCCUCCUGAUAUCUCAUUGUCAGCUCUGUAACGUAACCCUUAAAACAAUGUCUGGAUGUCUCCUGAAUGGAUGCUCAUUCAAUCCAGUGGCACUAAAUGCAUACACUCCCAUAGGCAUGCGUUCCUCAGUGCUCUGUUUUAAUGUACUGUAGUGGGGAAGUAAAACGUAUGUUAUUUGUCACAUGCUUGUCUGUUAACGUUCAAUUAUGUCCAAACAGCCUUCAGGUCAUUCGCUCUGAGAAUUGCUGACAUUGCCAUGUGGGUAGCUGACUAGCUGAGCUUUCAGCCUGCAUUAUAGCGCAUUGUGUAUUCAACAACCAGCUAGCCAGCCCUCUUGCUGUGGCUAGCUGACUAGCUGAGCUUUCAGCCGGCAUUAUAGUGCAUUGUGUAUGAUUCAACAACCAGCCAACACAAAACAAACCACAACCCGCUCACACUGAACGCAUGCAGAUUUGCAAUAAAUUUGAUUGGCUUCACUCUCUGGGGAGCUGGUUGGCGGUUGGUGGAGAAGCGUUCACGUUCGACAGUUCUAGUGCCAUGAAGUCAUCUCCGUAAUGCACAGGCCAGGCGGCGGAGUUGACACGCUUCAACACGGUCACAGAGGGUCUGUGAGCAGAGCGUUAAUGAAAGAAGUGUUAUCAGUAGCUGUUUAAUUUGCUCGCUACAGGGGCCCCAGACUGCCAUGAGAGCUUAAUCCCACCAGAGCAGCAACAGAACAGACUCUCAGCCCACCCAGCCAGCCACGCUCGCUAUUCAAAAGUCCUGUCACUGAGGGCUCUACUCAGCCAAGAAAGGAAGAAGCUCCUAUCUAUCGCGGCCCUAAAAUAACUCCCUCUUGUAUUCAAAAUUGUUCUGUAAAAGAACGAAGACCAAAACUCUGUUUUAGAAAACGACAGGCUCGUUAAAUUCACAGGCGGUAUCUUGCUGUCACAGCGUGAGGAGCAGGCUGUUGUCUUCUUACCAGAUCCACAAACAUAUUCCCCCUCAAACACACACACACACACACUUGUCAGUCACCCACUUUUCUUCUUAACAGAAGAAUUGUAGCUAGCAAGACCUUUCUCUCAAUGUAAUACGGCUGUAACUUGGUGUUUUUACAUAAACGGACAGAGACAUGCUCUUCAUGAGACAAUUUUACAGAGAUACAAAGGCUACCUCAACAAAAGUAAACACACACAAGCAAACACACUCUCACCCUGCCUGACAUGCUUUAAUUCUCUACAUCCUUGUUUACACGUUGUUAGCCCUGGAGCCUGAAAUAGCCUGGUCCUAGAGACCUAUAGCCUCACUGUCUAUAAGACACAUACACACACUGUGAGGCUCCGUUGGGUCAAAAAGUGGGUUGAGAAAGAGGCUUAUUGUCUGUGGUAGCCCCAGCCAGCCCAUGCAGCCAACGGUUGAUCGGAGGUCUUUAUCUUGGCUAGCAGAGCAGGGCAGAUAGACACUGUCAGACUGUCGUUGGGCUUUAGCCUCUAGGGUUUAUUAGUGUCUGUUUUGGGUCUAGUGUUGCUGCUGCUACUCCCACUGCUGCACCGCUUAAACUCACUUCCUGCUCUAAGACCUCUCAGGAUCAAACCGGUUCAAUGACUUACAGAUGCCAGCCAACGACAUUAUGAAAUAUUGUAAGUCGAUAAGAGAACAGAACAGCAUUACACUACUUGUAGAAUCUGUUCUACUGUGAGGACAUGAUGCUGCGCCAGUCAUAUCACAGACACUGGCAUGUGUUGUCUCAGUAUUUUAUCUGUGUACAAGUGCAUAGGCACUGAGAAUGUUAUCUGUGCUAGAAAAUAGUCAUUUUUGUCUUAGUAUAGUAGUUAGCUGUGUAGGGUGCAUAGGCACAGAAAAUCUGGAAUAUACUGAACAAUAGUCGCCUCUUGACUGACAUUAUUUUAAUCAUGGAUAUAUUUGAAGGACAACUGAAAACCAUGGUUUUGGCACUUCAAUUUGUGGGUGCUUUCAUUGCGCUCUAUCCUCCAGGCCCCUGUUUUAAGAUGAUCUCAGUUUUAAUACAGGCAUCUCCCUCCCUUGACUGGAUCCAGCUGAUGAUUCUUCCUUCCUUUACCACAAAGAUAAUAAACCUCUGCGCAACAUGUCAUUCUUUCACAAAUCCCCAUUCUUCCUUCCUCCCCCUGCUUAGCCUUUCUCUCUCUUCUUUCACCUUCCCCCUCUCCUCUCUCCUCUGCCUUUCUCUCUCUUCUUUCACCUUCCCCCUCUCCUCUCUCCUCUGUCUCUCAAGUGUCAUAGCGGCAGCAGCAUUCUUGGUAGGAUCAGUUGCCAGGAGACAGGAUUCUCUCCCCAUUGUGCUGUGAUAAAGGGGGUCUACAAUCUGCACGACUGGGGAGAAUCAGGGGCCCUGGGGACCUACACUCUACAAUCAGGGGUGUAGGUGGGUAGGGCUGCUGGGGGGACAGAGGGAGGACUAGAGGGGAUACAGGGUGGGGUUGGGGGGGCUCUGACAUACAAUUCCCGUUAGCCAGUGCUGGUCGCAAUGUAAUCCUGCUGGGAUGUGCUGUGUCAGACAGACACAAUUUGUGGGGGAGAGGAGCCAGUCACUCAGUCACAUGGAGGGAAGCAGGCAUGAAUAGUCAUUCGAGGAGUUUUUAAUUAGCUAGUCAGUGUAACUCCGUUCCCACUGUUCGCUCCCCUCCCCCUCUACACACACACACACUCAACACACCACCGCAACAGGAGGCAGACAGUUCCUAACUAAUGUGGUCACAAUUUUUCAAGGAUUGUGUGUACAUUUACCCACAUUUACCAGCAGGUUAAUCUUCAUAGUGGUCCUUUUCUUGAGACCGUAGUAAUAGGUUCUCUUAUCACCCUCUAUUUGCCAUUAGAGCAGAGCCGUUUCCCUGAGCUAGGCUGCCAUUACUCUGAAUAAAGACUGAAGGACAUCCCAUAAUAUUACCCAUUGAUUACACACACACACACACACACACAUAGCCCUAUCUCACUGGGCCUCAGUCAAAGCACAGUGGAAUAAAGGCAAUUUCCCAAUCACUUGCCUGUGUGUGUUCAGUGUUAAUCACUAACUACCAACCUCCCCGUCUGUUUGUGUCAGUGUUAUGUAGGGUAGGCUGUUUUGUUACUCUGCUAUAAGUGAGUGUUGUAUCAAGGGGAUUAUAGCAUUAACUAAUUAUGUUGAAAUUAUGUUCCAGCUGUUGGAACAUCCACGUGUCAUAGAACCAUAGAACAGUUCUCUCUGGCAGCGCUGGGUUCCACAUACUUAGUUAGAAUUGUUGUCCUUCAUUGUUAUGGCUCUAGUUGCCGCGUGAAAGGAUCUAGCAUAAUCUAUCCGCCACCACUUUCAUUGUCCUUAAAUAUAUAUUGUGUUUCAUCGUUAUUUACUUGGCAGGAAUUUAUUUCCUAUCGGCUUAUCUAGCAGAUAAUCUUUGGUCAGAGCUCAUUGUCAUGCUACACCAUGUGAUGCCAGUUAAUUCCCAUUCUAUUGCUUGUUUAUUAAAAUGAUUGUUUAGUGGGCUCAUAUCUCCAAUCUCCAUUACAAAAAAUUUAAUGGUCUAUGAAAGCCACAGCCAUCUGUAUGUUUUUAUAUGUAGUGUUAAAGUGUGGAGGAUGUCCUGAAUGUCUUUUCACUACCUUCAUUACCAAGGGACUUGAACAGUGGAGAAUAUAGAGUGAUGGCUCAUAACCCAUUAGCUUCACUUGCAUUUUUAUGUAUAUUAUUGGCUAAUCAAAAAUCAGAGCCACUGGGAUUUUUGCCCAUUCUUCAAGGCAAAAUGGCUCCAGCUCCUUCAAGUUGGAUGGGUUCCGCUGGUGUACAGCAAUCUUUAAGUCGUACCACAGAUUCUCAAUUGGAUUGAGGUCUGGGCUUUGACUAGGCCAUUCCAAGACAUUUAAAUGUUUCCCCUUAAACCAGUCAAGUGUUGCUUUAGCAGUAUGCUUAGGGUCAUUGUCCUGCUGGAAGGUGAACCUCCGUCCCAGUCUCAAAUCUCUGGAAGACUGAAACAGGUUUGCCUCAAGAAUUUCCCUGUAUCUAGCGCCAUCCAUCAUUCCUUCAAUUCUGACCAGUUUCCCAGUCCCUGCCGAUGGGAAAAACAUCCCCACAGCAUGAUGCUGCCACCACCAUGCUUCACUGUGGGGAUGGUGUUCUCGGGGUGAUGAGAGGUGUUGGGUUUGCGCCAGACAUAGCGUUUUCCUUGAUGGCCAAAAAGCUCAAUUUGAGUCUCAUCUGACCAGAGUACCUUCUUUCAUAUGUUUGGGGAGUCUCCCACAUGGCUUUUGGCGAACACCAAACGUGUUUGCUUAUUUUUUUCUUGCCACUCUUCCAUAAAGCCCAGCUCUGUGGAGUGUACGGCUUAAGUGGUCCUAUGGACAGAUAUUCCAAUCUCUGCAGCUCCAUCAGGGUUAUCUUUGGUUUCUUUGUUGCCUCUCUGAUUAAUGCCCUCCUUGCCUGGUCUGUGAGCUAUGGUGGGCGGACCUCUCUUGGCAGGUUUGUUGUGGUGCCAUAUUCUUUCCGUUUUUAAAAUAAUGGAUUUAAUGGUGCUCCGUGGGAUGUUCAAACCUUCUGAUAUUGUUUUAUAACCCAACCCUGAUCUGUUCUUCUCCACAACUUUGUCCCUGACCUGUUUGGAGAGCUCCUUGGUCUUCAAUGUGCCGCUUGCUUGGUGGUGCCCCUUGCUUAGUGGUGUUGCAGACUCUGGGGCCUUUCAGAACAGGUGUGUGUAUAUAUAAUGAGAUCAUGUGACAGAUCAUAUGACACUUAGAUUGCACACAGGUGGACUUUAUUUAACUAAUUAUGUGACUUCUGAAGGUAAUUGGUUGCACCAGAUCUUAUUUAGGGGCUUCAUAGCAAAGGGGGUGAAUACAUAUUCACGCACCACUUUUCCGUAUAUAUAUAUAUUUUUAAUUUUCACUUCACAAAUUUGGACUAUUUUGUGUAUGUCCAUUAAAUGAAAUCUAAAUAAAAAUCCAUUUAAAUUACAGGUUGUAAUACAACAAAAUAGGAAAAUGCCAAGGUGGAUGAAUACUUUUGCAAGGCUCUGUAUGCGUUGUUCAGGGAUACAGCUAAUUCAACCUAGCUUCGUUUUCUGCUGGAAACCUGAUGUGGGAACUCCGCUCAGGCUUUUUAUUUUACGCCUGCUAUGUUAGGUUAGGGAGGUAGUGGUGGUCAUAAAUUCCACUUUGUUUAUGUAAUGUUGAAUUAAUCUUAAAUCACACAAUGCUGCUAUCUCCUCUUUUCAGAGCUGCCUGCCUGCCUGCCUGCAUUGUUCUCAUCUGAACCCUCAUAACAUGCAUGGCAGAUUUACUGGAAAGCUUAAAUGUGAUUAGAUGAUGGCAUGAAAUAUCACUUUUCCCCAAGUGUGGUGUGUGUGGUGGUGGUGGAGAGCGGGAGAGACGUCAGUGAGUAUCAACUGUAAUAAAGACAAAAGCAGCCCAAGGUCAUCAAGAUCCCAGACUCAUCAAUUAGAUAAAAAACAACAUUGGUGCCCCCUGAUAAAACGUCAGAGAGAACAAUUCCCUGAUAAACAGUUCUAGCUGAAUGGAAUUUGUUUUGAAAAUGUCAUUUUCUGUUUCUGCAUGUAGGCUGUUUCUCUGGUAUUUAUCAGCACCUAAUGAAUUCAUACAUAACUCUGUGUCACGUAGACGUCAGGCUCUCUAUCAGUGUUGACUUUGAUAGACAUUCAUCUCACUUUGUUUCUAUUGCUCUCAUUUCACUGGCGUUGUUGUCUACUGCUCAGGGCUGUGACUGAGUCACUGUGAACAAGGACAUCUGUCAGAUCCAAUGGACAACAGAAUCAGCUACCGCAGCAAUGUGGGGUUCAUAGCUGUUAGAGCUUAGUACUCUGUGACCAUAUGAAACGCUCGGAGGGCCAUCUCUCUCUCCACAAUAGUGGGUGUGACUGGGCUGUGUGGUGUGAUCCCAGUCUGUUAUGCCCCAGAGGGAGGUGAGGCGACGGGGUUGGAGACAGAUGAUGAGGGUCUUGAGAGCAGUGAGGGCAGUGCACCUGUAUCACUAACUAGGCCUAACCUCCAGGACCGGACAAACAGGCUCCAGGAGGUCGGAAGCAGCAUUGUGCUGACAACACACUCACUUAAAACUGAGUCACCACAAACACAAUGUGCCUUCAGUUCAAAGAAUGACACAAGGGAAUUCCACUCCUAUUUGCAUUGUGCUUUUCAUUCUUGUUCAACCUCUGAUUGUGAACCAUUAUGUAAUGGGGACUAUACAGUAUUUAUGAGUGAAUAUAUGAGUGUUUUCUCAUCAUCAUGGAAAUUAUAAUUGUUGCGCUUGUGUAUGUAAUAUGAUAUCCCUUGGCUGUCUAGGUUGGAGAAACAACUGCAACACAUUAGACUCAGCAGACAAAUGAGGGGAAAACAGACUUUCAGCAUAUAGAAAAUUCGGUCCCGGUUUAUUUGAAGUGCAUCUUAUGAAGGCUUCAUAAAGCAUUCAUAUAGUCUUCAUAAGCACUGCAUAAAUGUGUCACAAAUCAUCUAUAACUGUAUUUCAUGCUCUAUAAAAGAUUAAUAAAUGUGAAAAAAUAGAUUGAUUGUUGUCACAUAGUUAUGCCACAUUCAUCUUUAUAGAGCAUGAUAUGGUUAUAGAUUAUUUGUGAAGCAUCUAUUUAGUGCUUAUGAAGGCUUUAUGAAGAUACACUUCAAAUAAAGCAGGACCGAAAAUUCUGUAUGUUCUGACUUCUGUAGGGGUUCUUGGAUGCUGCAUGCCCCCCAGCACGAAUGGGUCCUACCACCAAAUGACACACGGGGGGGUGGAUUACUUUAAAACAUUGGGCUGGCAGAACAUGCAGCAGAUGGGUGCGAUUGAUGUAGCUCUGGGUCUGAAUUGGCCAUGGCCCGCGUCCAAAACCUGCUCCAGGUCCCUGCUUACUUUUAGAUUACAGAAUGCAGUUUCAACCCAGGCUCUGGUCUCUCGCCUGUGUGUGUGUGUGUGUGCUAAUUCAGAUUGUUUCAUCGUUUCACCAGGUUGUAGUAAAAAUGUAGUUUCUGUACACAGUAUCAUUUCAGUGGUAUUGCAUUAUACACAACUAGUAAUCUGUGAGCUACAUCGAGGGGAUAUAGACUGACUGUCAAAAUGAUUUUUCUAUGUGGUGGCAGCAUGUGACAACUCCAUUCUCUAUGGACUGUGGUUCCAUGCUGAAGGCUUAAAGCUCUUAUUGAAUUUAAUGGAGAAAAUAUUUAGCUCCGUUGAUGUCACCAGGAAAAUAAGUUUAUUCAUUCUAAGAAUAACUCCUUGAGAAAUAUGAUGCUCCAUUUGGAUGAUGAGCAGAGCUACAGUGUUUUUUUUUUUAAUGUAUUUUUUUUUUUUUUACACAUCAACCUAUUUUUUCAACCUGCUUUAUUAUAAGCCUGUUCUUCCCUGUGUGGUUCACAUUUUACAAAGAUGUGUUUUGCCUUUAUUGAAGUAGCACUUGACAUCCUAAUAAUAUGUAAUUUUAUGAAGGCUCUAUUUCGAAAAUAUGAAAUACUCCAGUUAACCAAAACACUGAUUUAAACCUUAAAGUAACGGUCCAGUGAAGAUCUGGACAGUUUAAAAGUUAAUAUUCUGUUAACUCAUACUCAAAUAAUGUUGUUGACUCUUCCUAUACUCAUAUUUAUGGCCAAAGCAUAAAUUGGAGAAGAAACACCUCAAAGUAGGGCUGGGUGAUAUGGCCUAAAACUCAUAACGAAAAUUUUUUCAAACUUAUGUGUGAUUCAUGAUAUCUUUUUAUUUUUUAUUUUUAUGUUUUCUCAAAAUAAGCUUUGUUGUACAAUUUAAAGGUCAAAUACACUACAUUUCAAACAGUCAGCAAAAAUCUAAUGAAUUCAGGGCUUGUGAAAUUACACCUUGCCUGAAUACAGUGCCUUGCAAAAGUUUUCAUCCCCCUUGCCGUUUUUCCUAUUUUGUUGCAUUACAACCUGUAAUUUAAAUGGAUUUUUAUUUGGAUUUCAUGGAAUGGACAUACACAAAAUAUUCCAAAUUGGUGAAAUGAAAUGAAAAAAAUAACUUGUUUCAAAGAAUUCUUUAAAAUAAAUAACGGAAAAGUGGUGCGUGCAUAUGUAUUCACCCCCUUUGCUAUGAAGCCCCUAAAUAAGAUCUGGUGCAACCAAUUACCUUCAGAAGUCACAAUUAGUUAGAUUGCACACAGGUGGACUUUAUUUAAGUGUCACAUGAUCUGUCGUAUACAUCUGUUCUGAAAGGCCCCAGAGUCUGCAACACCACAAAGCAAGGGGCACCACCAAGCAAGUGGCACCAUGAAGACCAAGGAGGUGUCCAAACAGGUCAGGUCAGGGACUAAGUUGUGGAGAAGUACAGAUCAGGUUUGGGUUAUAAAAAAAUAUCAAACUUUGAACAUCCCACUGAGCACCAUUUUAAAUCCAUUAUUAAAAAAUUUAAAGAAUAUGGCACCACAACAAACCUGCCAAGAGAGGGCCGCCCACCAAAACUCAUGGACCAGGCAAGGAGGGCAUUAAUCAGAGAGGCAACAAAGAGACCAAAGAUAACCCUGAAGGAGCUGCAAAGCUCCACAGUGUAGAUUGGAGUAUCUGUCCAUAGGACCACUUUAAACCGUACAAAGCUGGGCUUUACGGAUGAGUGGCCAGGAAAAAGCCAUUGCUUAAAGAAAAAACAUAAUGUCUGGCGCAAACCCAACACCACUCAUCACCCCGAGAACACCAUCCCCACAGUGAAGCGUGGUGGCAGCAUCAUGCUGUGGGGAUGUUUUUCAUCGGCAGGAACUGGGAAACUGGUCAGAAUUGAAGGAAUGAUGGAUGGCGCUAGAUACAGGGAAAUUCUUGAGAUUUGAGACUGGGACGGAAGUUCACCUUCCAGCAGGACAUUGACCCUAAGCAUACUGCUAAAGCAACACUCAAGUGGUUUAAGGGGAAACAUUUGAAUGUCUUGGAGUGGCCUAGUCAAAGCCCAGACCUCAAUCUAAUUGAGAAUCUGUGGUAUGACUUAAAGAUUGCUGUACACCAGCGGAACCCAUCCAACUUGAAGGAGCUGGAGCAGUUUUGCCUUGAAGAAUGGGCAAAAAUCCCAGUGGCUAGAUGUGUCAAGCUUAUGGCUCUACAAAGUAUUGACUUUGGGGGGGUGAAUAGUUAUGCACGCUCAAGUGUUCUGUUUUUUUGUCUUAUUUCUUGUUUGUUUCACAAAAAAAAUUAUUUUGCAUCUUCAAAGUGGUAGGCAUGUUGUGUAAAUCAAAUUAUACAAACCCCCCCAAAAUCAAUUUUAAUUCCAGGUUGUAAGGCAACAAAAUAGGAAAAAUGCCAAGGGAAGUGAAUACUUUCGCAAGCCAUUGCAUAUGCCUUCCAUAACCAUAAGAAAUGUACAUUUUAGUAAUUUAGCAGACACUCUUAUCCAGAGAGACUUAUAGAAGUAAUUAGGGUUAAGUGCCUCGUUCAUAGGCACAUCAUCAUAUAAUUUUUAACCUAGUCUGCUCUGGGAUUCGAAGCAGCGACCUUUCGGUUACUGGCCCAAAGCUCUUAACCACUAGGUUCAAUCGUUUUACCUGCUUUUUUUUGGGGGGGGGGGGGGGGGAAUAAUCACUGAUCUGGCUUUCGGGUCUGUCUAUAUAAAUGCCCUUUUUGUUACAGAUUUAACCAGAACAAUGCAUAAUGCACAUUCAUUAAUAAUGUAGCAGGCAUUAUAGAAAAUUAACACAGGUCUCAUAAACAAUCUCUCAAGCACAAGCCCACGUGCUAGUGAGUAGCCAGCUAAUACUUACAUUUCAAGUUUAGCCAACUUGGAUCUAUUUGCUAGAUAACAGGGCAAAACAGUUGAAUUGUUAUGAAACACCCUUCUGUCAGUCUCCAAAUGUUUGAACAGCAUACUAGCUUGUCGACUUUGUUCAGAUGUUGAAAUCAAGUGGCCUACCUUAUUUAUCAGAAUGAGAACGAGAUGGAAAUUCGUUAUACAAUAGUUUUAUGCUUAUUGCACGUUUAUAAAACACAGACUAACAGAUACUAUAACUAUCUUUAUUUGACUAAAAUGCUGCUAGCAAUACGUGGUACCGUAAGGCGCACGCGACAAACUGGGCAUGCAUUUUCCAGAAUGAAUGUUUAUUGAUACAUCCGCUUUAGUAGAGUCUACUCUGCUUGAAAUUUGAGGAGUUGAAACAUAAACAGGGUAUGGUUAGAAAGAUUAACUUCUCUGUUACAGUAAAAUAAUGUCUUAAUGUGUUUUGGUGUUCAUAUGACCGAUUCUGUUGGACCAAACCUCAAAUGCAAAUAGCGAGUUGAAACCGCUUGUCAGAGACCAAAAAGACAACAUGAGAACAAACGGACAUAAACGCUCAUAAAAACGAAAAAUACAAAAAACCUUGAUUCUGCGAAACAGGCAUUUGGAAUAUCGCAAGAAAACAUACAUUUGAAUGAAUCGAAUUAAUUUGAUAUAUCGCCCAGCCGUACCUCAAAGUUGCAUCUACAUUUUAGUAAUUUAGUAGACACUCUUAUCCAGAGUGACUUACAAUUAGUGCAUUCAUUUUAAGAUGGCUGGGUGAGACAAACAUAUCACAGUCGUAGCAAGUACAUUUUCCCUCAAUAAAGUAGUUAACAGCAAAGUCAGUUCUCUUUUUGUUUCUCUUUCUUUGUGGGGGUGCCGUGGGAUUCAUUUAAGCUACUCUUUAAAGAGGUAUGGUUUCAGAUGUUUUUCGAAAGAUGGACAGGGACUCUGCUGUCCUAGCUUCAGGGGAAAACUGGUUCCACCAUUGGGGUGCCAGGACAGAGAGGAGCUUUGACUGGGCUGAGCGGGAGUUGACCCCCAUAGAGGUGGGAUGGCCAAGAGACCAGAGGUGGCAGAACGGAGUGCUGUGGUUGGGGUGUAGGGUUUGAGCACACACAAAAAAAUGAGAAAAAACUGACCGUUUCAAAAAGGCUUGCCAUUUCAUCAUAAAUUAUGAUGCCAUCCUCGUGAGCAGGAUGAGCUGGCCAAUCGUCGGUCUACUCGCAUUAAUAUUUUUUAUGACUGGUAUAAUAUGACCAGACCAUUCUGUUGUUGGGGUACGCCCACACCAUUCCAACACAGAAAAGCAGCUUUUUAAGAUACUUAAUUGCAAUUUUUUUGGAAGGAAAACUAUUUCACUCAUAAUUAAUUAUCAUAUUUCAUAGAAAUCUGGUAACACUGGACAGUUACCUUUAACUGAAACAUAAGUGUGAACACCGAGGCACUCAGAUGAAAUCCUGAUUUUGUUUUAGAAGUAACAUCAUAGAUUUAGUCAUUCUAAUUAUAUCUGUAGCCCCUAGGUGCUCAUGAAGGGAAUGCCAUGAAAUCAGUGUGUGUGCUAUUAGGCUAAUGGACUUCCUCUCCCUCCCUCUCUGUGUGUCCAGGUGUAGGCCAUGGCCUGGAGAUCACGUCCCAGGGGCUCACGAACAUAGAGAAGGCCAGCGGUGAGAGUGUCAAGCUGGAUUGCCAGUUUUCUCUGGCCCCCGAGGACUCUGGACCCCUGGACAUCGAAUGGAGCCUGCUGGCCUCAGACAACCAGAAAGAGGACAAAGUGGUGUGUGUGUGUGUUUGUUUGUUUAAUGGGGUCCCUCCAAGUGGUUUGUGUUCUUUCAUCCAUGAAAAGGGUUUUUGGGGUUAUUCCUGCUUUUGGUAUGUCAGAAUUCAUCAUAUUAUGUCGGAACUAUCCAAUGUUAAAACAGAAGUGUUAUGUUAGAGAUGGGAAGAUAAACCGAAAACUACUGACACCGACAUUGCCUUCUUUUUACAGAAGCAUUUUGCUUAAGUCAGUAAUUUUAGGUGAUUUUGCUUCACAACGUCCCUGUAGAUUGUUCUAAAACCAUUAUUUGGUCAACAGUAAUAGUCAAUGCGUUGUUGAUUUCUGCUAUGAAUGUAUCUGCCUGUCCAUCUUUCGCUGUCGGCUGCUGACUCUCACUCCCUCUCCCAACUUUGCGCACGGAGGAGGAGGGCGAGAUGCAUUCUGAGAAGCACAAAAUGCUAUUGCUGGAAAAAAUACUACUGUUCUUGUUACAGAGAGGAGAGUCGCAGCUUUCUGUGAAUGUACAGUACCAGUCCAAAGUUUGGACACCUACUCAUUCCAGGGUUUUUCUUUAUUUUCACUAUUUUCUACAUUGUAGAAUAAUAGUGAAGACAUCAAAACUAUAAAAUAACACAUAUGGUAUCAUGUAGUAACCAAAAAAGUGUUAAUCAAAUCUAAAUAUAUUUUAUAUUUGAGAUUCUUCAAAGUAGCCACCCUUUGCCUUGAUGACAGCUUUGCACACUCUUGGCGUUCUCUCAACCAGCUUCAUGAGGUAGUCACCUGGAAUGCAAUUCAAUUAACAGGUGUGCCUUGAUAAAGGUUCAUUUGUGGAAUUAAUGUGUUUGAGCCAGUCAGUUGUGUUGUGACAAGGUAGGGGUGGUAUACAGAAGAUAGCCCUAUUUGGUAAAAGACCAAGUCCAUAUUAUGGCAUGAACAGCUCAAAUAAGCAAAGGGAAAUGACAGUCCAUCAUUACUUUAAGACAUGAAGGUCAGUCAAUACAGAACAUUUCAAAAACGUUGAACGUUUCUUCAAGUGCAGUCGCAAAAACCAUCAAGCGCUAUGAUGAAACUGGCUCUCAUGAGGACCGCCACAGGAAUGGAAGAUCCAGAGUUACCUCUGCUGCAGAGGAUAAGUUCAUUAGAGUUACCAGCCUCAGAAAUUGCAGGCCAAAUAAAUGCUUCACAGAGUUCAAGUAACAGACACAUCUCAACAUCAACUGUUCAGAGGAGACUGUGAAUCAGGCCUUCAUGGUCGAAUUGCUGCAAAGAAACCACUACUAAAGGACACCAAUAAGAAGAAGAUACAUGCUUGGGCCAAAAAACACGACCAAUUGACAUAUAGUCCAAAUGUGAGAUUUUUGGUUCCAACCGCUGUGUCUUUGUGAGACGCGGUGUGGGUGAACGGAUGAUCUCCGCAUGUGUAUUUCCCACAGUAAAACAUGGAGGAGGAGGUUUUAUGGUGUGGGGGUGCUUUGCUGGUGACACUGUCUGUGAUUUAUUUAGAAUUCAAGGCACACUUAACCAGCAUGGCUACCACAGCAUUCUGCAGCGAUACACCACUACUAAAGGACACCAAUAAUAAGAAGAGACUUGCUUGGGACAAGAAACACAAGCAAUGGACGUAAGACCGGUGGAAAUCUGUCCUUUGGUCUGAUGAGUCCAAAUUUUUAGAUUUACAGUUGGCACUACGCAUUUGAGCAGGUAGCGUUCUCCUGGCAUCCGCCAAACCCUGAUUCGUCCGUCGGACUGCCAGAUGGUGAAGCGUGAUUAAUCACUUCAGAGAACGCGUUUCCACUGCUCCAGAGUUCAAUGGCGGUGAGCUUUACACCACUCCAGCCGACGCUUGGCAUUGCGCAUGGUGAUCUUAGGCUUGUGUGCGGCUGCUCGGCCAUGAAUCUCCCAACCAACAGGUUUUGUGCUGACGUUGCUUCCAGACGCAGUUUGGAACUCGGUAGUGAGUGUUGCAACCGAGGACAGACUAUUUACGCGCUUCAGCACUCGGCGGUCCCGUUCUGUGAGCUUGUGUGGCCUACCACUUCGCGGCUGAGCUGUUGUUGCUCCUAGACGUUUCCACUUCACAAUAACAGCACUUACAGUUGACCGGGGCAGCUCUAGCAGGGCAGAAAUUUGACAAACUGACUUGUUGGAAAGGUGUCAUCCUGUGACGGUGCCACGUUGAAAGCCGCUGAGCUCUUCAGUAAGGCCAUUCUACUGCCAAUGUUUGUCUAUGGAGAUUGCAUGGCUGUGCGCUCGAUUUUAUACAGUUGUCGAAACGGUUGUGGCUGAAAUCGUCGAAUCCACAAAUUUCAUGGGGUGUCCACAUAAUUUUGUCUGUGUGUGUGUGUGUGUGUGUGUGUGUGUGUGUGUGUGUGUGUGUGUGUGUGUGUGUGUAUGUAUGUGUAUAUAUAUAUACACAGUGGGGAGAACAAGUAUUUGAUACACUGCCGUUUUUGCAGGUUUUCCUACUUACAAAGCAUGUAGAGGUCUGUAAUAUUUAUCGUAGGUACACUUCAACUGUGAGAGACGGAAUCUAAAACAAAAAUCCAGAACAUCACAUUGUAUGAUUUUUAAGUAAUUAAUUUGCAUUUUAUUGCAUGACAUAAGUAUUUGAUCACCUACCAACCAGUAAGAAUUCCGGCUCUCACAGACCUGUUAGUUUUUCUUUAAGAAGCCCUCCUGUUCUCCACUCAUUACCUGUAUUAACUGCACCUGUUUGAACUCGUUACCUGUAUAAAAGACACCUGUCCACACACUCAAUCAAACAGACUCCAACCUCUCCACAAUGGCCAAGACCAGAGAGCUGUGUAAGGACAUCAGGGAUACAAUUGUAGACCUGCACAAGGCUGGGAUGGGCUACAGGACAAUAGGCAAGCAGUUUGGUGAGAAGGCAACAACUCUUGGUGCAAUUAUUAGAAAAUGGAAGUAGUUCAAGAUGAUGGUCAAUCACCCUCGGUCUGGGGCUCCAUGCAAGAUCUCACCUCGUGGGGCAUCAAUGAUCAUGAGGAAGGUGAGGGAUCAGCCCAGAACUACACGGCAGGACCUGGUCAAUGACCUGAAGAGAGCUGGGACCACAGUCUCAAAGAAAACCAUUAGUAACACACUACGCCGUCAUGGAUUAAAAUCCUGCAGCGCACGCAAGGUCCCCCUGCUCAAGCCAGCGCAUGUCCAGGCCCGUCUGAAGUUUGCCAAUGACCAUCUGGAUGAUCCAGAGGAGGAAUGGGAGAAGGUCAUGUGGUCUGAUGAGACAAAAAUAGAGCUUUUUGGUCUAAACUCCACUCGCCGUGUUUGGAGGAAGAAGAAGGAUGAGUACAACCCCAAGAACACCAUCCCAACUGUGAAGCAUGGAGGUGGAAACAUCAUUCUUUGGUGAUGCUUUUCUGCAAAGGGGACAGGACGACUGCACCGUAUUGAGGGGAGGAUGGAUGGGGCCAUGUAUUGCAAGAUCUUGGCCAACAACCUCCUUCCCUCAGUAAGAGCGUUGAAGAUGGGUCGUGGCUGGGUCUUCCAGCAUGACAACGACCCUACACACAGCCAGGGCAACUAAGGAGAGGCUCCGUUAGAAGCAUCUCAAGGUCCUGGAGUGGCCUAGCCAGUCUCUUGACCUGAACCCAAUAGAAAAUCUUUUGAGGGAGCUGAAUGUCCGUAUUCCCCAGCAACAGCCCCGAAACCUGAAGGAUCUGGAGAAGGAUCUGGAGAAGGUCUGUAUGGAGGAGUGGGCCAAAAUCCCUGCUGCAGUGUGUGCAAACCUGGUCAAGACCUACAGGAAACGUAUGAUCUCUGAAAUUGCAAACAAAGGUUUCUGUACCAAAUAUUAAGUUCUGCUUUUCUGAUGUAUCAAAUACUUAUGUCAUGCAAUAAAAUGCAAAUUAUUUACUUAAAAAUCAUACAAUGUGAUUUUCUGGAUUUUUGUUUUAGAUUCCGUCUCUCACAGUUGAAGUGUACCUAUGAUAAAAAUUACAGACCUCUACAUGCUUUGUAAGUAGGAAAACCUGCAAAAUCGGCAGUGUAUCAAAUACUUGUUCUCCCCACUGUGUGUGUAUAUAUAUAUAUAUUAGUGUAGCAUUUAAUCAUAGGCUAAGGCUGCCAUCUCGGUUGUCUUCCUUGGCACUGGAAAAAAAUGGUCACCGGCCGCCAGUUGGGGAACCCUGGUCUAGAGUCCUGCCGUUAAUGUAAAGUAACUGUCCAUUCAAACAUUUUCUUUAUUGUUGUAUUUGUUGUUAUCGAGCAAAAUUGUUACAUUUUAUACUGAUUACUUUUUGUCCAUAUCGGCCAGCUCUAGCACCUCCCCAAAAAAAUUGUAUAUGGUUAACAAGAGCCAUAAACUGUAUGUGUUGCUCUAUGGCGCUGUGGUUAACUAUCUAUUUUUUUUAUGACACACCAUCAUGUCAAACUUUGAUACAGUGCCUGUCAGUUGAGAAGUAAAAGGAGAUGUCAGGUUUUGUUCCUUUUUGUUAACCAGUCGAUGGAACCCUCGAGUUCUGUCUUCUAUGUGUGGUAAGGGAAAACUCCCACACAACCCCUGAACAUGACUAUAAAAACAGCAGUUAAUGUUUUACUUGGUGCAUGUUUUUAAAGCUCUAUAAAAUAUCCCACAUGGGUUUGAGUGUGUGGCAUCACUCUUUCAGUUGCUCUUUCAGUGUGCGCGUGUGUGCAAGCGUGCACUGUGCAUGCUCGUUAGUGCGUGAGAAUGGGGGUGUGUUAGUUGGCUCUCGUGACCUCACCCACCUGCGCUCUGCAUGGUACCUCUAUUGAGUGGAAUGCCACCUCCCAGCCAUGCUGUGGGAACCAAGCAGCUCUGUGUACAUGCCGUGUCAUCCCUCUAUAGCCUGGAGGUAUGGGGUGCACAGGGCUGCUGAGAGGAUAGAUAGAUCCACAUAGCCCAUGCAGUGCCUGAGGGCAUGUAGCUAGAAGCUUAUAGAGGGAUAGAUGGCCUCACUCCAGGCCUCUGAAUGGUGGGGGAGUCUCUCCUGUGUAUCUCCGUUCCACGCCUCCGCUAGCGAGGCUUCUGCAUCUCUCUCUCUCUCGUUUUUUUUCCAGGGGUAGAUGAAGCUCAGUAUAGGAGCCCUUCGUUAGCUGUCCCUCUCACCAUUGCUCCCUGGCUCAAAUUCAUUCCAGCCCUGCUCUUUCCUCUCCUUCCAUUGUCUCUGCUAAAUUCAGUUAUUUUUUUAUUGGGGAGCAUUGCCUCAGGAGAGCCCCAUUUGUUUUUGACCUACUUCAUUUUAUUUACAGUGGGAACCACUGAUGAUUAAUUGGGAGGGGUGGGGGUGGAAGAAGUGGCGUAUUUCCAAAAAAACAACAUUAUUAUUAUUAUAGAGCCGUUAUUGUGCUCCCAAGGUUUGGCGUUUCUGUGUAAAGACAACGAUGCUCAUGUGGAUAUAACUGUAGGAGCCAGUUGUGGAUGGUUUUCCGUUUGUGGUCUACCUCCUCCUCUGUAGUUGAUUCAUCUGUAGACAUCAUGUUUUCAAUGUUCCAGACUCAGAGUUUAUCUUCACGGCUCAUUAUUUUUUAAAAAUCUUUAUUUGCCACUCAAACCGUCGCCGAUCGUUUACAAGGGCCACAAUCUCACCAGACCAUUUUUUCCAUUCACAACGGCCAAGUUUCUAUCUUCGUCUGAGUGGGUAGAUAUUAAUUGACCAAUCAGAGGGGCACUCAGUGCAUAGACACACACACACACACACAGCCUACUUGCGCCCUGGUGGGGUGAUGUCAUGUGUAUUAUCAGUAAUUAGUGGCCUGUUAAGUCCAGUGGCUGCAGGGCUGACUUAGUGUAUGUGACAGUGCCCAGUAGGAUUAGUGCUGGCAAACCAGAGCUGGGGCUACACUGUACUGGCAGGCUGGACUACUGGAUGUCCAGAGCGCAAGAAGGGGAGGGGAGAUGCUGGGGCCAUGCUGUACUACUGGAUGUCCAGAGAGAGAAGGGGAGGGGAGAUGAUGGGGCUGGGGCUAUGCUGUACUACUGGAUGUCCAGAGGAGAGAGAGGUGAAGGGAGGGAGGGAGAUGCUGGGGCUAUGCUGUACUACUGGAUGUCCAGAGAGAAAGAUAGAGAAGGAGGGGAGAUGCUGGGGCUAUGCUUACUACUGGAUGCCAGAGAGAGAAAGAUAAGAGAGAAGGGGAGGGGAGAUGCUGGGGCUAUGCUGUACUACUGGAUGUCCAGAGAGAGAAAGAUAGAGAGAAGGGGAGGGGAGAUGCUGGGGCUAUGCUGUACUACUGGAUGUCCAGAGAGAGAAAGAUAGAGAGAAGGGGAGGGGAGAUGCUGGGGCUAUUAUGGAGUGGCAGGCUGGACUACUGGACGUGUAGUACUGCUCUACUCUGCUGGAAGGGGGGAGGAGAUGGAGGGGGGAAGGAGAGUAGAGGAUGGGGAAAUAUGACAAAAGGAGAGAAGGGGAAGUAGCAGAGGAGAGGGAGUGGAGGGAUUCGAGAGGUUCAGAACUGAAAAGGGCUUAGGUUGACCAGGAGCAGGACGAGCUGACCAUCUGAGACCCUUUACAUGCCACUCCCUAUGACAGACUACUAUGAGUUUGCACAGUCAAACUGGCAUUUUUUGUAUUCAUAAAGUAGGGAAACAACAAUGCACUGCUUACAUCAGAUAUUCAAUUUAGAGAUUUGGGAGUUGUGGUCUGUUUAUUUGGCAUAGCCCUACAUAUCUGGCUUCAGGGAGUCAGUAAAGCAUAGCUAAUGCACCUCUCUUUGUUGGCCUGAAAUGAGGAGAUGCCAUGCCUACAGUAAGAGCUAAUUAGCAUUUAGCACUCAUCACAGGGUACAUUACAGAUGUGGGUGCGCCCUGGGUAUUGUAUUCUCAACUACGAUAAUGGUUACUACAGUCAUGAUAACAAUACAUGAAUGAUAGUUGCCUAUAGUGCUGUACUCAAGGGUAGCUGGGAGAAUGGAACGGUAGCUAGCUGCUUCAAAUUCCUGGUGGAAAGCACUAGAGCUUUGUUUACUGAAGAAAAUCUGACAUGGAAGUGUAGUGGUUCAGGUUAAACCUUGAGAAUCAAUUUGGAGCCAAGGUACAUUUCUGAAACUGACUAUAGGGGCAUGGCCGAUUCAGGAGAAAAGCCUGACUUUACCAAAGACGCAACAACACUGUCGCCAGAGUCUGGGACAGACCGGGACAAUGAGUGUAGUGUACACAGGUGAUGCCACUCCCUGUUUUGCCUCUCAAAUUAGCCCCUCCCUCUCCGUGCAGGGGAGUCACAUGACGAUGACCUCAUCUUUAAAUGGUCCCAUGUAAAUAACCUAACCUUUGUCUCACUCCUGCUGCUGCUACAGCUGCUGCCAGUAUAAUAGAGGUUGUUUCCCUUCUGCACUUUUUACUAUUAUCUUUGUUAGUUCAUUACUAUUUAAGGUGACUUUAAAUGUCCACACAGGUGCCACCCUAACUAAUACAAUGUACUAUUAUAAUUAUGAUAGAGGUCCCUUAGUGCAAUAUUUGUCCACAGAGACUUUCAUUCUGACUUCACCAGCUGGAUACUGUAGUACUGGUCUACCUAUUCUGAAUCAGAACUCAGGAAUGAACGUGUCCUUGUUUUCAACUCCGCUUGUCUGGUUCUCUUCUCACUAACGUCUGCCCUUUGAUUUCAAGUACGUAGGCCCUCUUGGAGUUUUUAUAGGAUUUGUUUUAUUGAGCCCCAUUCUUACAUGUGGUAUGUACAAGAUUGUAGUCUGUGUGUGAGUGAGUGCUUGUUGCCUGUCUUUACCCCAGUGCCUCAGGUAAUUUAAUUUCCUCUCCUCCACCUUCUCUCAUCGCGUUGUUAUUACUGCCGAUGUUCUCAUCCCAGUGAAGUUAGUUUGAAAGCUCCGUGUCUCUCCUGGGAUCCAGGUGGAAUGCAUUACAGUUUACGUGGCUAAUAGGUACAAGAUGUAGCUUAGCCUACACAGCCUUGGCAGCCCUGCCGUGGGGUCAACAACAAGGCUCCCCAGCUGAGCUGCUCGACAACUCACAGCCUACCAUCCCUCCGGUUCUUUGUUUUCUUUUCUCUCGCUCCCUCACAGCCCACCAUCCUUCCGUUCUGUUCGUCUCUCUUUGUUUUCUUUUCCCUCGCUCUCCCUUGGAGCUUGCUGCUACCUCUGUGUUCAUUAGGAUGCCUACUCAGUUUUUCCUUUACUCUCUCCAGUGUGUGUGUAUGAUGGUGAUCACUGCACACACCACAAGCCCCUGUCUCUGACAAGCUCCAUGGAAAAUUGAGAAUAAUAUGCCUACCUACGUGCGUGUUGUCUGCCUGCGAUGUGAGAGAAUUGUUUGUCCCUCCCUCCUCCUUUCCCUCCUUUGUGCUGUGGUUGUGGUGUUUUGUGCUGCUCCUGUUCGGCUCGUUGUCCGUUGGCUCCACCUUGACUCCAUCUUCUGGCUUCUCCUCUGAGCACUGUGUCGGAGGGGAGGGGGAGAGACAGGCGGUGGGUAGGGGAGGUGGAGGAAGUUAGGGCUGGGGGCUGCUGCUGAGCCCAGGGCAUAGCUCUCUCUCGCUCUCGCUCUCGCUCUCUCUCUCUCUCUCUCGCUCUCGCUCUCUCGCUCGCUCUCUCUCGCUCUAGCUCGCUCUCUCUCGCUCUCGCUCUCUCUCUGUGUGUGUGUUGACACAGCAGGUGUUGAUUUGACUCCACAGUAGGGCUUUGUUUGUUCCUUGCCAUACCUCAGCUCAGCAGUAGCACGGAAAGGAAAGGGCAAAAACAAGCUAGAGCCAGGCGUAGAAGGACAUUAGGGAGAUAACAAUACACUGACUCUCCAUUUCAGUGUCUUUUGUUUUAUUUAACAGAGACGGGGGGCCUUGCACUCACUCUUAAAAUCCAGCUACAGCUUGGAUUAUUUCUCCAGGCUUGUUUAAAAAAAAAAAAGUUGUAACACUUUUACACGCAGCUAUCUCCCUCUAAUUCUCGGUCUAUUCCCUCCCUUAUUUUUUCUUCCUCCCUCCCGCUCUCCUUCCCCUCCCUCCACCCCCAGGUGAUCCUGUACUCUGGGGACAGGGCCUAUGAGGACUACCCUGCGGUGAAGGGGCGGGCCCACUUCAACUCACCCGACCCUAAGAAUGGCGACGCCUCCAUCAACCUGACUGGUCUGAAGUCCUCAGACACGGGGACCUACCAGUGCAAGGUGAAGAAGGCCCCAGGCAUCCGCAGCAGGAAGAUGAUACUGACCGUCAUGGGUGAGUGGGGUGCCAUGGGUGACAUUUUUACAUGUUAAACAGCCUCUACUCUGCUAUCUAUCUGUUCAGUAAAAACUCCAAGCAUAAUGCUUUUUAAAGGGUACAUGUGGCUGACUAGAUACGUGUUUAUGUAAUGCCCUCUAGAAUGGCGUGAUGGUAUGUUUAAUAUUCCUAGUGGGGUGUAUAGAGCUAGAAUUUCCCUUGAUAUUGCAAUUCCAUUCAAUCCAUAUACUGUAGGGAAACGGCUAUGUCACUAUCAGAUAAAAUCAAAAUAGCCUACUAAUUGCAAAUUUAAUAAAGUAUUGUAAAAUGUAUAUUAAUGCAGCCUUGUUCUGAAAUUAUGUACUGUUGUGGACAAGUAUUGGUCUUCACAAAGUUCGCUGCUUCAGUGUUAUGAGAUAUUUUUGUCAGAUGUUACUAUGGUAUACUGAAGUAUAAUUACAAGCAUUCCAUAAGUGUCAAAGGCUUUUAUUGACAAUUAUAUUAAGUUUAUGCAAAGAGUCAAUAUUUGCAGUGUUGACCCUUCUUUUUCAAGACCUCUGCAAUCCGCCCUGGCAUGCUGUCAAUUAACUUCUGGGCCACAUCCUGACUGAUGGCAGCCCAUUCUUGCGUAAUCAAUGCUUGGAGUUUGUCAGAAUUUGUGGAUUUUUGUUUGUCCACCCGCCUCUUGAGGAUCGACCACAAGUUCUCAAUGGGAUUAAGGUCUGGGGAGUUUCCUGGCCAUGGACCCAACAUUUUGAUGUUUUGUUCCCCCGAGCCACUUAGUUAUCACUUUUGCCUUAUGGCAAGGUGCUCCAUCAUGCUGGAAAAGGCAUUGGUCGUCACCAAACUGUUCUUGGAUGGUUGGGAGUAGUUGCUCUCGGAGGAUGUGUUGGUACCAUUCUUUAUUCAUGGCUGUGUUCUUAGGCAAAAUUGUGAGUGAGCCCACUCCCUUGGCUGAGAAGCAACCCCACACAUGAAUGGCCUCAGGAUGCUUUAAUGUUGGCAUGACACAGGACUGAUGGUAGCGCUCACCUUGACUUCUCCGGACAAGGUGUUUUCCGGAUGCCCCAAGCAAUCGGAAAGGGGAUUCAUCAGAGAAAAUGACUUUACCCCAGUCCUCAGCAGUCCAAUCCCUGUACCUUUUGCAGAAUAUCAGUCUGUCCCUGAUGUUUUUCCUGGAGAGAAGUGGCUUCUUCGCUGCCCAUCCUGACACAAGGCCAUCCUCCAAAAGUCUUCGCCUCACUGUGCAUGCAGAUGCACUCACACCUGCCUGCUGCCAUUCCUGAGCAAGCUCUGCACUGGUGGUGCCCCGAUCCCACAGCUGAAUCAACUUUAGGAGACGGUCCUGGCGCUUGCUGGACUUUCUUGGGCGCCCUGACACCUUCUUCACAACAAUUGAACCUCUCUCCUUGAAGUUCUUGAUGAUCCGAUAAAUGGUUGAUUUAGGUGCAAUCUUACUAGCGGCAAUAUCCUUGCCUGUGAAGCCCUUUUUGUGCAAAGCAAUGAUGACUGCACGUGUUUCCUUGCAGGUAACCAUGGUUAACAGAGAAAGAACAAUGAUUUCAAGCACCACCCUCCUUUUAAAGCUUCCAGUCUGUUAUUCUAACUCAAUCAGCAUGACAGUGUGAUCUCCAGCCUUGUCCUCGUCAACACUCUCACCGGUCUUAACGAGAGAAUCACUGACAUGAUGGCAGCUGGUCCUUUUGUGGCAGGGCUGAAAUGCAGUGGAAAUGUUUUUGGGGGAUUAAGUUCAUUUUCAUGGCAAAGAGGGACUUUGCAAUUAAUUGCAAUUCAUCUGAUCACUCUUCGUGACAUUCUGGAGUAUAUGCAAAUUGCCAUCAUCAAAACUGAGGCAGCAGACUUUGUGAAAAUUAGUAUUUGUGUCAUUCUCAAAAAUUUUGAACACAACUGUAUGCUAAGUACUUUGCUUUGCCAUUAAGUGAUGGUGUGAUUGAUGAGCACACACACAAUGUAAUGUCACCUCAGCCAGCUGUUCCAUUGUUGUUGUUAAGUGACAGUAAAGUAAAAUGAAGUGAUACAGGCCUUAUGACAGCCACUCAGCUAGCUAAGCAUGUAUCAAACAUGACAGUGGGUGUAGAAUAGGCAGAACAUUCAUAGUGAUGUCUGCGCAAACAGACUUGUCGUGUAUGGCUGCUCGAUGAGUUAACUUCACUCUGAACUUACAGAAACUCACUCAGUCACUCAACCUUUCAGCAUAUUUACAUAUGAAAAGCAGUGUGUGGGUUGACGGCUCUGGUCAAACAACAUAUUAACUAUUAUUAGAGCCCUGCACUGAUGAUGGAUUUCUCAUAAACGCUGUGUGUGCAUGGAUAAAAUGUGAUUAGGACAAGGUUGUUUUCCUGGUUAACCACAUCUCUCUAUUGAGAAACUGGUGUUGUGACAUGAUCCGUUGAUGUUAUGUUUAACUUCCUUUACCAGGAACUAGACUAAAACAAACUGCUUUUUAGUCAUUCCUUCACUAGUAAGGCUGGCUCGAAGCCUCUCUCUCAGGUCUACAGGAAGGAAGAUAGAUUUGUUCAGUGUACCUGAGCCAGCCAAGGAAAGAUGGGCUUGAGCUGACUAGAGCAAAUACCUAAGCAGGCCGAUGGCCAUUAGGGAGCUGUGCCGAGGCAUUUCUUGGCCACAGAGCUGGUGAUCUAGUGUCUGUCUUUACUGGUUUAGUGCCGCCGCCAGGUAGUGGCUCUGACAGGCCUAAAGCCAUUGACCCCUGGGGCAGAGCUAUUCCUAUUCUAGAGGAGAGCAGUGUGACAAGGGGACAGGAAGACAUCUUGCCUGCGCUGCAGUUUACCUUCAGGUCGAUAUUGUCACCAGAACAUAAAUACUCCCGAGCGCAUUGGCAGGGAUGGACACAGACAUGGUCACACACUCUCAGGCACAGACACGCACUCUAAGGCAGUAGGGGCGCGUGCACACACACCGAGGCAUCUGUCCUGAGUGCAGGUAACGUUAGGAGCUAUGUGUGAUGAAGAUAGACAGUGAAGGUAACAGGAGGAGAGGGCACACCUGCAGUCAGUACAGCACACCGGACAGGCACGUCAGCAACCCUCGCAACCAAUCAGUGUCCGCCGCCACCUCACUACAGCUUUCCGCAGCCAAUCACAAUUUCUCUCUCCCUGGCCUUAGUCCCAACCAACCAACCAAUCACUAUCUCUUUACCCAUACACCACUACAGUAUUUAACCUGCCAAUCUCUGAAGUUCCCUGACCUGAGUCCAAACAACCAAUCAGCCCUGCCUUGACCUCGCUACAGCCUUCAACAGCCAAUCUUUCUGUCUCCCUGGCCUCAGUCCCAACCGAUCCCUCAUUGUCUUCAUAGCCACUCUACUGUGGUCUACCACAAUGUAUCACUCUCCCUCUAUCUAUACUGUAUCCUAUCUGUACCUCAAUGUAGUCCAGCACAGCCAAUACAUCUCCUAAUCUUUAGCCCUUCAUAUUACACCACAUCCAUAUAGUCCACCACAACCAAUCACACUUUCUCUCUACAGUACAGUGAGGGGGAAAAAGUAUUUGAUCCCCUGCUGAUUUUGUAUGUACGUUUGCCCACUGACAAAGACAUGAUCAGUCUAUAAUUUUAAUGGUAGGUUUAUUUGAACAGUGAGAGACAGAAUAACAACAAAAAAAUCCAGAAAAACGCAUGUCAAAAAUGUUAUAAAUUGAUUUGCAUUUUAAUGAGGGAAAUAAGUAUUUGACCCCUCUGCAAAACAUGACUUAGUACUUGGUGGCAAAACCCUUGUUGGCAAUCACAGAGGUCAGACGUUUCUUGUAGUUGGCCAUCAGGUUUGCACACAUCUCAGGAAGGAUUUUGUCCCACUCCUCUUUGCAGAUCUUCUCCAAGUCAUUAAGGUUUCGAGGCUGACGUUUGGCGCAACUAACCUUCAGCUCCCUCCACAGAUUUUCUAUGGGAUUAAGGUCUGGAGACUGGCUAGGCCACUCCAGGACCUUAAUGUGCUUAUUCUUGAGCCACUUCUUUGUUGCCUUGGCCGUGUGUUUUGGGUCAUUGUCAUGCUGGAAUACCCAUCCACGACCCAUUUUCAAUGCCCUGGCUGAGGGAAGGAGGUUCUCACCCAAGAUUUGACGGUACAUGGCCCCGUCCAUCGUCCCUCUGAUGCGGUGAAGUUGUCCUGUCCCCUUAGCAGAAAAACACCCCCAAAGCAUAAUGUUUCCACCUCCAUGUUUGACGGUGGGGAUGGUGUUCUUGGGGUCAUAGGCAGCAUUCCUCCUCCUCCAAACACGGCGAGUUGAGUUGAUGCCAAAGAGCUCCAUUUUGGUCUCAUCUGACCACAACACUUUUACCCAGUUCUCCUCUGAAUCAUUCAGAUGUUCAUUGGCAAACUUCAGACGGGCCUGUAUAUGUGCUUUCUUGAGCAGGGGGACCUUGCAGACGCUGCAGGAUUUCAGUCCUUCAAGGCGUAGUGUGUUACCAAUUGUUUUCUUGGUGACUAUGGUCCCAGCUGCCUUGAGAUCAUUGACAAGAUCCUCCUGUGUAGUUCUGGGCUGAUUCCUCACCUUUCUCAUGAUCAUUGCAACUCCAAGAGGUGAGAUCUUGCAUGGAGCCCCAGGCCGAGGGAGAUUGACAGUUAUUUUGUGUUUUCUUCCAUUUGCGAAUAAUCGCACCAACUGUUGUCACCUUCUCACCAAGCUGCUUGGCGAUGGUCUUGUAGCCCAUUCCAGCCUUGUGUAGGUCUACAAUCUUGUCCCUGACAUCCUUGGAGAGCUCUUUGGUCUUGGCCAUGGUGGAGAGUUUGGAAUCUGAUUGAUUGAUUGCUUCUGUGGACAGGUGUCUUUUUAUACAGGUAACAAGCUGAGAUUAGGAUCACUCCCUUUAAGAGUGUGCUCCUAAUCUCAGCUCGUUACCUGUAUAAAAGACACCUGGGAGCCAGAAAUCUUUCUGAUUGAGAGGGGGUCAAAUACUUACUUCCCUGUAGCUCAGCACAUUAAGGUCCUGGAGUGGCCUAGCCAGUCUCCAGACCUUAAUCCCAUAGAAAAUCUGUGGAGGGAGCUGAAGGUUCGAGUUGCCAAAUGUCAGCCUCGAAACCUUAAUGACUUGGAGAAGAUCUGCAAAGAGGAGUGGGACAAAAUCCUUCCUGAGAUGUGUGCAAACCUGAUGGCCAACUACAAGAAACGUCUGACCUCUGUGAUUGCCAACAAGGGUUUUGCCACCAAGUACUAAGUCAUGUUUUGCAGAGGGGUCAAAUACUUAUUUCCCUCAUUAAAAUGCAAAUCAAUUGAUAACAUUUUGACAUACAGUGGGGGAAAAAAGUAUUUAGUCAGCCACCAAUUGUGCAAGUUCUCCCACUUAAAAAGAUGAGAGAGGCCUGUAAUUUUCAUCAUAGGUACACGUCAACUAUGACAGACAAAAUGAGAAAAAAAAAUCCAGAAAAUCACAUUGUAGGAUUUUUAAUGAAUUUAUUGGCAAAUGAUGGUGGAAAAUAAGUAUUUGGUCAAUAACAAAAGUUUCUCAAUACUUUGUUAUAUACCCUUUGUUGGCAAUGACACAGGUCAAACGUUUUCUGUAAGUCUUCACAAGGUUUUCACACACUGUUGCUUGUAUUUUGGCCCAUUCCUCCAUGCAGAUCUCCUCUAGAGCAGUGAUGUUUUGGGGCUGUCGCUGGGCAACACAGACUUUCAACUCCCUCCAAAGAUUUUCUAUGGGGUUGAGAUCUGGAGACUGGCUAGGCCACUCCAGGACCUUGAAAUGCUUCUUACGAAGCCACUCCUUCGUUGCCCGGGCGGUGUGUUUGGGAUCAUUGUCAUGCUGAAAGACCCAGCUACGUUUCAUCUUCAAUGCCCUUGCUGAUGGAAGGAGGUUUUCACUCAAAAUCUCACGAUACAUGGCCCCAUUCAUUCUUUCCUUUACACGGAUCAGUCAUCCUGGUCCCUUUGCAGAAAAACAGCCCAAAAGCAUGAUGUUUCCACCCCCAUGCUUCACAGUAGGUAUGGUGUUCUUUGGAUGCAACUCAGCAUUCUUUGUCCUCCAAACAUGACGAGUUGAGUUUUUUACCAAAAAGUUAUAUUUUGGUUUCAUCUGACCAUAUGACAUUCUCCCAAUCCUCUUCUGGAUCAUCCAAAUGCACUUCAGACGGGCCUGGACAUGUACUGGCUUAAGCAGGGGGACACGUCUCGCACUGCAGGAUUUGAGUCCCUGGCGGCGUAGUGUGUUACUGAUGGUAGGCUUUGUUACUUUGGUCCCAGCUCUCUGCAGGUCAUUCACUAGGUCCCCCCGUGUGGUUCUGGGAUUUUUGCUCACCGUUCUUGUGAUCAUUUUGACCCCACGGGGUGAGAUCUUGCGUGGAGCCCCAGAUUGAGGGAGAUUAUCAGUGGUCUUGUAUGUCUUCCAUUUCCUAAUAAUUGCUCCCACAGUUGAUUUCUUCAAACCAAGCUGCUUACCUAUUGCAGAUUCAGUCUUCCCAGCCUGGUGCAAGUCUACAAUUUUGUUUCUGGUGUCCUUUGACAGCUCUUUGGUCUUGGCCAUUGUGGAGUUUGGAGUGUGACUGUUUGAGGUUGUGGACAGGUGUCUUUUAUACUGAUAACAAGUUCAAACAGGUGCCAUUAAUACAGGUAACGAGUGGAGGACAGAGGAGCCUCUUAAGAAGAAGUUACGGUCUGUGAGAGCCAAAAAUCUUGCUUGUUUUAGGUGACCAAAUACUUAUUUUCCCCCCAUAAUUUGCAAUAAAUUCAUUAAAAAUCCUACAAUGGAUUUUCUGGAAAAAAAUUCUCAAUUUGUCUGUCAUAGUUGACGUGUACCAUGAUGAAAAAUUAAAAGGCCCCUCUCAUCUUUUUAAAUGGGAGAACUUGCACAUUGUGGCGACUAAAAUCUUUUUUUCCCCCCACUGUAUUUUUUUCUGGAUUUGUAUGUUGUUAUUCUGUCUCUCACUGUUCAAAAAACCUACCAUUAAAUUAUAGACUGAUCAUGUCUUUGUCAGUGGGCAAACGUACAAAAUCAGCAGGGGGUCAAAUACUUUUUCCCUCACUGUAUCUCAAAGACCUCCUUUUUUUCUUUACUCGUUUUUUAAAUUUCCCCCGGAACCAGUCAUUUUUGCACUUCUUUUAUUUUUAUUUCAUUUCGGCCAGCCCUCCCCCUAGCCAGUCUCCAGACCUUAAUCCCAUAGAAAAUCUGUGGAGGGAGCUGAAGGUUCGAGUUGCCAAAUGUCAGCCUCGAAACCUUAAUGACUUGGAGAAGAUCUGCAAAGAGGAGUGGGACAAAAUCCUUCCUGAGAUGUGUGCAAACCUGGUGGCCAACUACAAGAAACGUCUGACCUCUGUGAUUGCCAACAAGGGUUUUGCCAACAAAUAAAUCCAGAAAAAUGCAUGUCAAAAAUGUUAUAAAUUGAUUUGCAUUUUAUAAUAAUAAUAUGCCAUUUAGCAGACGCUUUUUAUCCAAAGCGACUUACAGUCAUGCGUGCCUACAUUUUCUGUGUAUGGGUGGUCCCAGGGAUCGAACCCACUACCUUGGCAUUACAAGCGCCAUGCUCUACCAGCUGAGCUACAGGGAAGUAAGUAUUUGACCCCCUCUCAAUCAGAAAGAUUUCUGGCUCCCAGGUGUCUUUUAUACAGGUAACGAGCUGAGAUUAGGAGCACACUCUUAAAGGGAGUGAUCCUAAUCUCAGCUUGUUACCUGUAUAAAAAGACACCUGUCCACAGAAGCAAUCAAUCAAUCAGAUUCCAAACUCUCCACCAUGGCCAAGACCAAAGAGCUCUCCAAGGAUGUCAGGGACAAGAUUGUAGACCUACACAAGGCUGGAAUGGGCUUCAAGACCAUCGCCAAGCAGCUUGGUGAGAAGGUGACAAGUUGGUGCGAUUAUUCGCAAAUGGAAGAAACACAAAAGAACUGUCAAUCUGCCUCGGCCUGGGGCUCCAUGCAAGAUCUCACCUUGUGGAGUUGCAAUGAUCAUGAGAAUGUGUGCAAACCUGGUGGCCAACUACAAGAAACGUCUGACCUCUGUGAUUGCCAACAGGGGUUUUGCCACCAAGUACUAAGUCAUGUUUUGCAGAGGGGUCAAAUACUUAUUUCCCUCAUUAAAAUGCAAAUCAAUUGAUAACAUUUUGACAUGUGUUUUUCUGGAUUUUUAUGUUGUUAUUCUGUCUCUCACUGUUCAAAUAAACCUACCAUUAAAAUUAUAGACUGAUCAUGUCUUUGUCAGUGGGCAAACGUACAAAAUCAGCAGGGGAUCAAAUACUUUUUCCCCUCACUGUAUCUCUAAAGACAUUCUCUUUUUUAUUAUCUUUACCUCCUCUCGCUCUUAUUGCACAUUUCAAUCUGCUCAGAUGAAAAGCUAUAUGUAACACUUGAUAUGUCAAGCUGACUUUGAGCUUUAAUGUGAAUUCAAAAUGUCAGGAGAGCGAGCAGCCUUGGCCCCCUUCACUCCACCAACCGUCCAUCAGCCACUCGUUUAAUUUUGUUUAAUUUCUCUCUUCCAUAUCUACUCCCCUCUCUCGUUCUGUCCAUCCUGACCCCUGCCUUUCAGACUAGAGCUGCACUAUGUGCUUUAGUGUCCCACAGGACAGGGCUGUCUGGUGUUAAUCCACAUGGUUCUGCCUGAUAAGUCCCUGUCCCUGAUCUCCCCUUCCUCUCCUCUAUCCCCUCCCUUUCCCUGGGCUUUGUUGUGACAGCGCCCAUUACCAAACCAUGAUGUCAGCGCUCCAGCACAAAGCUCUAUCUGAGAGACACACACAGCCAAUCAGGCUUCCUAAAGACGCCAAUAUUUAGAAUGCCCCUCCACCUCCCACCCCUAGCUUAGUACUCCUACCUCAUCCCACCCCCACUUCUCCUCUCCAGCAGACAGAAAGACAGCGAGUUCAGUUGGUCUGUUCAUGUUUGCCUUGCACUGGAUCUGGCCUGGUUUGAAUUUGGAGCUUUGUUUGCUUUUGAAUUCUCAUCUCAUCUCCUGCCAACAGACUGAGGAGACUGUUUGCGUACGCUUGGCUUUCACAGAGGCCCUACCCCAUGUGUCUGUGUGUGUGCGCGCACGUCACUCUCCAAUCUUCAUCUUUAGUGACAGCACCUGUAAUGACAGCAGCUGUAUCAAUUACCCUGAUUACUGCUCUCAUUACGCUGAUGACUGCUGCUAUGAAGGACACACACACACACAGCGCGGGAACCUGCCAGGGGGGUGUGCGUUGGAAAAUCAGGAAGGGUUUGUGUAGCUUCAAGCUAAUUUCUGUUUUCCGCCAUGUCUGCCAUCUCUAAUAGCUUAUGCCCUCUCCCCUGGUAGUGAGGCCAUCCAAGCCCAGAUGCUAUGCCGAAGGCCCCACCCAGGAGGGUAAGGACGUGGUCCUGAGGUGUACGUCCAGUGAGGGGACCAACCCCCUGCAGUACACCUGGGAGAAGACCAGCGACAACAAGAUUCUGCCAGCCUCAGCCGUGCUAGGUAACACACACUCGUGUAAACACACAUACACACGUGUACACGGGUUGUAAUUAUACACUGAGUAUACCAAACAUUAGGAACUCCUCCUUGCGCCUGGCAAACCGGUGCGCCUGGCACCUACUACCAUACCCCAUUCAAAGGCACUUACAAUUUUUGUCUUGCACAUUCACCUUCUGAAUGGCACACAUACACGUCUCAAUUCUCGAGGCUUAAAAUCCUUCUUUAACCUGUCUCCUCCCCUUCAUCUACACUGAUUGAAGUGGAUUUAACAGGUGACAUCAAUAAGGGAUCAUAGCUUUCACCUGGAUUCACCUGGUCAGUCUGUCAUGGAAAGAGCAGGUGUUCUUAAUGUUUUGUAUAUUUUCACAAAACACGUGGUUACACAAGCCAGGUUUCACAAUCCCCAGAUGGAGCAGAUGCUUUCAAACAGAAUGGGUAUUCACUGCCAAUUCAAGUAAAUGGACAGAAAUGUUUCUGAAACGUUUUGGCUUCCUGAACGUGCCCAUGUAACCCCUCCCCCCUCUCUCUGUCUGUAGACCCUGUGGGAGGUACCAUGAAUGUAAGGAACGCGUCCACCAGCUCCUCUGGAACCUACCGCUGCACAGCUAAGAACCGUGUGGGCAUGGAGGAGUGUAUUAUACAGCUUGGCAUCACUCCCCGUGAGUCCUUCACCACACCCUGAUUCACCUUUAUCUGGUCUUAUUUUUUUUAUCAGGCGUGCAUUCGUACUUGGACCUGUACUGGCUGUAUAGAGUCAAGAUGGUGGGAUUGUGUAAUAUUAUAAUGUAUUUUUUUAUGAUCUGUGAUCCAGCCCCCAACACUGCUGGUAUCAUAGCUGGAACCAUCAUCACUGUGCUGCUGGCCCUCAUCAUCAUCGCCAUCAUCCUCUUCUGCUGCUGCCGCGCCCGCAACAGGAAGAAGUACGAGAAGGAGAUCUCUUACGAGAUCAGGUACGGUCACUGCAUUAUUACACCAGAAAUACUGUGUGUGUGUGUAGGGUCCCCCAAAUUCACUUUCAUUGUACAGCACUGGCACACAUUGCUUCAAACUACCAAACUGCUAUUAGAUUAGAUUAGAUAUUUCUUUAUGGUUGGAUUUUCAGAUAUUUGCUUUACGUACAAGAAUGCACUGCAAUAGUGGGAGACAUAACAAACAUACACAUUCAUGAAGAACAACAGAAAUGACAGCUUAAGGACGUUACUCCUCCAUUCCCCAUAACAUAACUAACCCCCCCCCCCCCCCCCCCCGCCCUCAUAUACUCUAUUGCACAUCCCCUUAGUGUCCAGGUCACUGAGCAUUGCACAUAAUGUUAUUGCACAACCCUAACUUUCAAUGUCCAUGAUUCCACAUACAACCACAUAUAACAGUGUAGUAUACAGUACAUUACAACUAUCUUAAUAGCAUUGUGGGAAGAGUGUAUAGGUUCCUCUAAAGGUUGUCUUUUAUUUGGGUUAUUUGGCUGCUGUAGCCUGAGAUAAAACAAAGAAAACGUGACCAUGCCACGUUCUCUGGCCCCAGCUCCUCCCUAUCCAGUCACACACACACACACACACACACACACACACAGCAAAGGGCCAGGAAAAAAGGUUGUCGCCCCAUCAGCGACAACCUCAAGUAAACGGCUGUGUUAAUCAGUUUGGGUGAUUUUGUUUGUUCUGUGGAUCCUGUGUCUGUCCUGCCCAGCCCCAGCCCCUCUGGACACAGCGUUCCAUCCACACAGCAUCCUCCCUCUCUCUCGCUGUCUUUGGGUCUGCUAGCAUUAGCCUGGACUGUGUCUGUCUAUCUGCCUGGCAGCACAGUGGAGCACCAUAAGGAUAAGCCCAAUGAGCACUGUGUCUGUGCCCAGCCCUGACACACACACGGCAGCACGCAUACAGACACUAAUACACGCUUAGUGACAUUAAGGCACACACAGACAAACACUUGUGCGCAUAUACGCGCGCACACACAUUUACCAACAUAUUGAAAGCCACUGGCCCUUCAGGCUCAGUUUGAUUGAGCUCUUUAAUGGAUUAUUGCGGGUUAUUAUGUGUUAAUUGUGUUGCUCUGGGAGUAGAAGGGGGUUGGUGGGAAUGAAUGUUGCUCAGUUACCACUUGAGAAUCCUGAUUCUUACUGUGGCUGAUCAGAGCUGGUACUGCUAGAACUACAUCCCAUCCCCACUAGCUAUCAUCUUUCUCUGUCUCUUUCACAACCUUUCACCCUCUCUGUCUGUCUGUCCCUUCUCACUCACUCCGUCUGUCUGUUUCUUUCUCCCUCUUUGUCAUUCUGUCUCUCCCUCUGUCUCUUUCACUCGCCUCACCCUCUCUCUCUUUCUGUCAGUCUGUCCCCUCUCUCUUUCUGUCAGUCUGUCCCCUCUCCCUCUCUUUCAGUCUGCCUGUCUCUUCCUCUCUCUUUCUGUCUGUCUCUCUGUCUUUUUCUUAUAUCUCAUUGUUUAUCUCUCUCUGACUCUGUCUGGCUGGACACCUGGGUGAAACCCAAGUGAAUGUGAAAGGUGAGUGGAAAAGCUUGUCUCUUGUUGUUUACAUGCCCAUCUCACUCUCUUACCCCCCCUCUCAGAGAGGACGUUCCCCCUCCGAAGAGCCGCGUGUCGACGGCUCGCUCUUUCACCAGCGUGGGCAGCCAGCGCUCCUCCCUGGGCUCCAUGUCCCCCUCCAACCUGCACGAGUACGCUCUCAAGCCCCAGUACGACAAGAUCCCCUCCGUGGAGGAGUACGAGAGGCCCCCCAGCCACACACCCCUGCCACCGCCCGUCGCCAGCAAGAUGGCCGGCCGUAACCUCAGCCGCAUGGGCGGCAUCCCCGUCAUGAUCCCCGCCCAAAACAGGGACGGCUCCAUCGUGUAAUGGAGAGAGCGAGAGAAGGAGAAAGGGAG